AUGGACCAAAGAGAAAUUUUACAGAAGUUCCUGCAGGAGGCCCAGAACAAGAAAAGCCACAAAGAAAAGUUUGCUGGUGAAUUUUUGAAGUUGAAGAGACAGUCCACCAAAUACAAGACAGACAAAACCUUUCCCACCACAGUGGCUGAGAAGCCCCAGAAUAUCAAGAAAAACCGAUAUAAGGAUAUCUUGCCCUAUGAUCAUAGCUUGGUAGAGCUGUCUCUGAUAACCUCUGAUGAAGAUUCUAGCUACAUCAAUGCCAACUUCAUUAAGGGAGUUUAUGGAUCCAGGGCAUAUAUUGCUACCCAGGGUCCUUUGUCUACAACUGUCCUAGACUUUUGGAGGAUGAUCUGGGAAUACAGUGUCCUGAUCAUUGUUAUGGCAUGCAUGGAAUUCGAAAUGGGGAAGAAAAAGUGUGAGCGCUACUGGACUGAGCCAGGAGAGACGCAACUACAAUUGGGUCCUUUUUCCAUAUCCUGUGAGGCUGAGAAAAGAAAAUCUGAUUAUAUAAUCAGGACUCUCAAAGCCAAGUUUAACAGUGAAACUCGAACCAUUUACCAAUUUCAUUACAAGAACUGGCCUGACCAUGACGUGCCUUCAUCAAUAGACCCUAUUCUUGAGCUCAUUUGGGAUGUGCGCUGUUACCAAGCCGAUGAUGGGGUUCCCCUCUGCAUUCAUUGCAGUGCUGGCUGUGGAAGGACUGGUGUUAUUUGUGCUAUUGAUUAUACAUGGAUGUUGCUAAAAGAUGGGAUAAUUCCUGAGAAUUUCAGUGUUUUUAACUUGAUCCAGGAGAUGCGAACCCAGAGGCCUACACUGGUUCAAACUCAGGAAGAAUAUGAAUUGGUCUACAAAGCAAUCUACGAACUAUUUAAGAGACAGAUGGAAAUUAUUGAUGAUCAAUAUCCUGCAAAAGAGGUUCCUGCAAAGUAUUCAGUUCCUCAGCAAAAUUCUGCUCUCGAAGAAGAUGACUAUUACUCUUCUAAUUUACCAAAUAUCAUCAAAGAAACAAAAGUCACCAAUCAACAGAGCAAACAAAGGAUAAGGGAGACAAAACCAGAAGCACCUACCAUUGAACUCACAGCUUCUAAACUAAGUGAGAAAGAUUUACUUCUGAACCCUACAAAAGAGUGUAGCUCUUCGGAGGUUUUGAAACUUAAUAGUGAUUGUCACCAAAAUGCUAACACAAUAAUAAAACGGGAGAAAAAGGCAUUUCCAGGAACCGGAGAGUUUUUCCAGAAACAUCAGAGUUUGGACUUGAGCUCCAUUUUGCUGGAGACAUAUUCUAAUUCUAAAUCUGUGAAUGCAGCAGGAGGAUAUUUGCAUUCAAAGGGCUUGAUAACACGGACCAAAUCAACUCCUUUUGAAUUUAUCCAGCAGAGAGACACAAAAGACUUGGGCAGGAAGGAACGUUUUUUUAACUUGGCUUCCCAACAUGCAAGUCUUGAGCAGGAUCAGAAACUGAUGCAUGUUUCUUCAGCAGAACUGAAUUAUUCACUAUCACGCAACUCUAAGCCCCAAAUGUGUAAUGUCUCUGAAGAAUGGCACAAGUCCCGAGCUUUCAUUGCCAAUUCCUACAUGUGUCUAGCAGAAGAUCCUUAUUUUUCCUCCAUGUCUCUGCCGUAGAGUACUGGCUCUAAAUGUCGCUGGAUUUUACCCGAAAAGCCAAAUGAGACCAUUUCACCUUGUCCUUUGUUGUCAACAUCCUGCUAAACUCGUUUUCAUCACAAUUCAUCAGGAUCUUUAGCACCAAUUUCUCCCUACCAAUUUCCCUCCACCAAUUAUGCCACUACCAGUGGACCAAGUGAUAGCAGUUGUAUAACUUCUCCACGGAUAGAUGAAGAGACCCCCCCUCCACUUCCUGAACGGACACCCGAAUCUUUUAUUGUUAUAGAAGAGGCUGGAGAAAUCUUACCAACUGUUCCCAAAUCCUUAUCUUCAGCUCUGAAGACAAAAAUUGGAACAUCCCUGGAAUGGAAUCUCCAGGAAGAUCGUUCUUCUCCUCCACCACCUCCACUUCCAGAAAGAACCCUGGAGUCCUUCCUUCUUGCUGACGAAGAUGGAACGCAGGCUCAAUCUAUAGAGACUUAUUCUACUAGCUUUCCUAACUUGAUGGAAAAUAUAACAUCUUCCAAACAGACAUUGAAGACUCCUGGAAAAAGUUUCACAAGGAGUAAGAGCUUGAAGAUUUUGCGAAACAUGAAAAAGACUCUCUGUAAUUCUUCCCCACAAAACAAGCCUGCAGAAUCUGUUCAGUCAAAUAACUCCAUCUCUUUUCUGAAUUUUGGUUUUGCAAAUCGUUUUUCAAAACCCAAAGGACCAAGAAACCCACCUCCAAGUUGGAAUAUUUAA
Molecule: messenger RNA, 2349 nt
Organism: Suncus etruscus (white-toothed pygmy shrew)
Lineage: Eukaryota; Metazoa; Chordata; Mammalia; Eulipotyphla; Soricidae
Gene: PTPN22
Product: protein tyrosine phosphatase non-receptor type 22
Biological process (GO): negative regulation of nucleotide-binding oligomerization domain containing 2 signaling pathway; positive regulation of ERK1 and ERK2 cascade; regulation of non-canonical NF-kappaB signal transduction
Cellular component (GO): cytoplasm; nucleus
Molecular function (GO): non-membrane spanning protein tyrosine phosphatase activity
Source: RefSeq, a predicted model, not a curated record